CCAUCCCAUCCCGUCCCGUCCCGUCCCCGCCAUGCGGCGCGGCCCGGCGGUGCGGCUGCUGUUUCUGGGCGCGGUGCCGUACGCGGAGGCGCUGCGGGUGCAGGAGCGCUGCGUGGCGGCGGCGCGGGCGGCGCGGGGCCCGGGGGCGCUGCCGGGGCCGGGGCCGGCCCGGGGCGGCCCGGAGGCGCUGCCGGCCGAGAGCGUGGUGCUGAGCGAGCCGUCGCGGCCCGUGUACGCCUGGGGCUUGCGCGGCGCUCCGGGCGCGGCGGCGGCCGCGGCGCUGCGGGCGCGGGGCGCGGCGCUGGUGGCGGCGCGGCGCGGCGGCCACAUCACCUUCCACGGCCCCGGGCAGCUGCUCGCCUUCCCCGUGCUGGACCUGCGGCGCCGCCGCCUGCCGCUCCGCGCCUACGUGGCCGCGCUGGAGGCGCUGGUGGUGCGGCUGUGCCGCCGCCUGGGGCUGGGCUCGGCCCGCGCCCUCCCGCCGCCCUUCACCGGGGUCUGGAUGGGCGACAGCAAGCUCUGCGCCAUCGGCCACCCAGGUGCUGGUGCUGACGGCGGUGCUCUCGCCCUGCAGGUGUGCACUGCAGGAACCACAUCACGUCGCACGGGCUGGCGCUGAACUGCUGCACCGACCUCAGCUGGUUCGAGCACAUCGUCCCCUGCGGGCUGGAGGGGAAGGGGGUCACCUCGCUGAGCCACCAGCUGGGCCAGCACGUCACUGUCAGCCACGUCCUCCAGCCCUUCCUCGACUCCUUCCAGGAGGUGUUUGACUGCACCUUGGUCUCUUCAGAAGACCCCAGGGAUUAGGAUUGCAGGGGUGCCUCGGACGGGUGUUUUGGCAAAGCCGUGGAGUCAGGGCAGCGCUGGGUCUCUGUGGUGAGACCAUUCUCGUGCCUUUGCCUGUAGACUGUGAGGGGACAGUGGCACAGGGCUUCAGGCUGCUGCUUGAACACCCAGACCUCCACUGGGGCUGUUCUCUCCAGCCCAGUGAGUCUCCAUCCUUUGGCUGAGACCUCCGUGGGUACCACAUCCCCAAACUACUUGCUGGGGAAGUACCCAAACAAGUGCUUUUGUGGGUUUUUUCUGCUUUUUGCCCCGCAAAAAUUAGUGAUUUGUGUGAGUGCUGAUGAAUUCGUCUGAAUUCAUGUGGGUUGAGCAUCCUUCCCUUGCUGAAGGGUAAAAAGAGGCAGAUUUUAUAUAUAAAGAGAGUUGCUGGGAACUUUG
This is a messenger RNA of Oenanthe melanoleuca, 1224 nucleotides long. It is a transcript of the gene LIPT2, whose product is annotated as lipoyl(octanoyl) transferase 2. The record is from RefSeq and is a predicted model, not a curated record. The coding region runs from base 32 to 619 and encodes 195 amino acids. The transcript has 2 exons. NCBI's taxonomy places the organism in Eukaryota, Metazoa, Chordata, Aves, Passeriformes, Muscicapidae. Gene Ontology annotation, molecular function: lipoyl(octanoyl) transferase activity. Gene Ontology annotation, cellular component: mitochondrion. Gene Ontology annotation, biological process: protein lipoylation.